Molecule: messenger RNA, 3276 nt
Organism: Pecten maximus
Lineage: Eukaryota; Metazoa; Mollusca; Bivalvia; Pectinida; Pectinidae
Product: G-protein coupled receptor GRL101-like
Exons: 7
Coding region: 1-2400 (799 amino acids)
Biological process (GO): G protein-coupled receptor signaling pathway
Cellular component (GO): membrane
Molecular function (GO): protein binding; G protein-coupled receptor activity
Source: RefSeq, a predicted model, not a curated record
AUGGAGAAAGAACGGAAGAGCAAGGGCAGCCAACCAAGGCUCAAACAUACACAGAUCACAUUUGUGAAGGAAGGUGCAACAUCAACACCAAGCUCAGAAAACUUCCGGAACCCUCAUUCAGGCAGGAGACUGGAAGAUGACUGCAGACCUGGAUCAGAGACUAACUUUUCCGGACAUUGUACCAACCAACCUCAGAACGGAUAUGGUUCUUUUGUCACCAUCGACAAAGAAGAUAAUUGUUAUAGAGCCAAUAGUACCAUGGGAGGAAAGGUACAGCGAAGCCCACGAAAGGAUGAAAGCGAAGUACGAAGCAUUGCUGGUGGAGUACAGGGAGCGAGGUUAGCAGACGUGAAGCUACCCAGUGGAGUUUUCCAAACGGGAAGUGGACAAAAGAAGAACAGGGACUUUAACAAGAACACGGAACAUUUCGUAAAGUUCGUUGUUGAUAGGAAAUAUGAAAACAGAGAAAAACGUGUGAAGAGACAAGUACUCAAGGAAUGCCCACAAAGGCGUCUUCGUGACAUGGAAAAUAACUCGUGUCCGCCGGAAACAUCUCGCCAACUUGUGAAAUACGAAUGUUGUAUUCACUGUCUAGACUCGGAAACAGGAGGCGGCUGCGAACCGUACGACUGUACAGCGAUCCACGCCUGCUCUUCUGUACAGGAGCCACUUCUGGAUGUAAACAAAGACGACUCGUUGUUCAAUGGACUUACAAAAGUUAACUAUCUCAACUUAACUUACAAAAACAUUACCGUUCUCCCCGACAACGUGUUCUACGGGCUGUCUGAUCUGGCCUCAUGCUCUCUAUCCUUGAACCGGAUACGUGUUCUCCCCCACAACGUCUUCAGUGGACUGUCCAAACUGACUUACCUUGAUCUAUCAGGCAAUAUCAUACAAGAUUUACCCCACAACGUCUUCAGUGGGCUGUCUAAACUGUCUUACCUUGAUUUAUCAUUCAAUACCAUACACAAUUUACCCCACAACGUCUUCAGUGGACUGUCUAAUCUUGCUUACCUUGAUUUAUCAUUCAAUACCAUACAAGAUUUACCCCACAACGUAUUCCAUGGGCUGUCUAAUCUGACUUACCUGAAUCUGUCCAACAACAACAUAGGAGAUUUUCCCCACGACAUUUUCAAUGGACUAUAUGAUCUUACUCAUCUCAUCCUAGGAGACAAUGAGAUCGCGGUUCUCCCGUUCGAUAUUUUCAAUGAUUUAUCAAACAAUGCAUUGACACAAUUACCACGGUUACCAAGCAAUCUAUCUUAUCUAAAUAUUGUGGGUAACAAUUUAAGAGUGACGGAACAUAUGUUUGAAGGUUUAGACAAUUUAGAUAAAUUAUUUACUGAUGUUCCAUUCAUGUGUUGUGUUAAGCCACCGUCAGUUGAAGAUAAUAACUGUAGAGAGACAAAAAAUCCAUUAUGGAUGUGCAUUUGGGAUCCUGAUCUAUGUAAAUCUGAAGGUGAUGCCAUAUCCUCCUGUUUUGCUUUGAUUGGUUCGACGGUACUGAGAGUUUGCCUUUGGUUAAUUGGGAUAUUUGCUUUAAUUGGAAACCUUAUAGUCAUAAGUUACAGGCUGUUCCUUGACAGAGAAAAUAUUACAAAGAGCUAUUCAAUUUUCACACUGAAUUUGGCUAUUUCUGAUUUAUUAAUGGGUAUCUACCUGCUCAUAAUAGCUGUUGUCGAUGUGUAUUACAACAACAUUUACGCUUGGAAUGACUAUGAUUGGAGAAACAGUAUGUUAUGUACUAUGGCGGGUGUCUUGUCUAAUGUAUCCAGCGAGAUGUCGACGUUUCUCGUGUUACUGGUGACGAUAGAUAGACUUAUUGUUAUAAUAAGCCCUCUUUCUCGUCUCACCCGAUGGAGUAUUUCAUGGAAAUUGACUUUACUUGUCUCGGUGUCGUUGUGGAUUGUUUCUAUCACAAUUGCAGUCAUCCCUAUUGUUGCUAUGCAGUCAUACUUCAAAGGUGAAUUCUACUCCCAGUCAGGUGUGUGUCUUGCCCUACCACUUACAGGAGACGAACGGCCGGGGACUGACUAUUCUUUCGCAGUGUUUGUUUGCCUCAACAGCAUCAUUUUUGCCGUAAUAUUCAUAGGUCAGAUUUGUAUUUGUAAAAGUUUGAGGAGAAGUGGUCGCUGUAUUACCUCCUCACAGAGUCGCCAACGGGAGAGGACUGUGGCAACGACCCUGUUCUUUGUGGUGAUGACCGAUUUUUGCUGCUGGUUCCCUAUUGGUGUCAUGGGAGUGGUAUCACGAUAUGGAGUUAAAAUCCCAGACUCGGUGUAUGCCUGGGUGAUGGUGUUCGUACUGCCAAUCAAUGCAGCUAUCAACCCUUUUCUGUACACUGCUUCAGCUAUUUGGAGGAAGAGAAAACAGAAUGAACCAACGCCGGUGACGUCAUAGAAACGGCUUCGGGUCCUGUUUACCGAUGGCGCCAAUACAUCAAAGCAACAGCAGUGGCCAGACAAUGUCCAACAGUGAAUCACCCGCAAACACAGUGAAUAAUUUGGAAAUGCGAAUCCGCCUUUAAUUGCUGUUCACGUACCGAAUUUAUAACAAAAAAUCAGGCUGUAACGCAAAAUUGAUUACCCCUCAAUACUUAUCUCUACUUCAUUAAUUGAUAUGGUCACAGGAAAUUUCAGUCAUAUAUCAAUUUAAUAUAUGAUCAAAUAUUUGCCUCGUGAACUUGACCUCAUACCAAUCACUUCCCGUUUUGAUCCCACUCAACUUUGCUUCAUUUAAUUCUUUGUACUGUAAAAGUGAUAUCUACGGCCAAAUGAAAACAUAUGUAUGCCUAUAUUGAGAAUGGUAUGCAAAGUAUUUAUAGCAAGUAUAUGAUAGUCAUAAUAAGCUGACGUAUAGCAUAUCUACACAGGUAACGAAAUACAGAUAUACCUACAAUAUGUUUUGCUUGUGAGAUUUAUAUUUUAAAGUUCAAGAAAUAGUCAUAACUGUUGGAUAUAUCGCUAUACGGAAAAGAGGCAUCUGUAAUUGAAAUAGAUAAAUGUAAAGAUCAUCGACAGCCUAUAUACUGCUGGCCACAAAAAUGUAUAAAAUGUCAAUAAAACAAAUCAUAAAACAUCCGAAAAGGUACGUACCAGAUACAGAGAAGGAAAACAGUAACAUUUAUAACAUAAAUAUUUACGAAAUUUAAGUAAAAAUAUUAAAUAGCAAUCCUGAAAUCCAAGAAUGCUCCCCUGUGGUCAUUUUGUUUUUCAAAACAAGGUACCAUGUAUGGGCACAAUCUGAGAGUAACCUCUCCGGUAUUUAGAACCUCCC